CCCACUUCCACCUCAGCCUCGCCACGCAUCCAAACAACGCCGCAUUGCCCACACCGCCUCCUUCCUCCAUCCAUCCACAGCAGCGUGUGUGUGUGUGUGUGUGUGCGCGCGCCUGCGACUGCAGCCUGCAUUUUCCCUCUGCCUCACGCGCCGAGCGAGUUAGCCGGCUGGCCUUGUUUGUGUUUCCCACAUCUGACAACCAACCAAGGAAGAAGAUCAACAGCGAAAGGACAGCGAAAGGGGCGUCCUUGGUUCACACCGACACACACACACACACACACAUACCCACCCACACGAACCAGUCACGAUGGCACGCCCAGCUGCGCUGGCGCUCUGUGCGAUGGCUGUCGUCCUGGUUGGCAUUGGCAGUGUUGGCACUGCUGUUGCCGCCACUGCUGAAGCAUCCUUUGUCAAAGGCUUGCCUGGCCGACCUCUGGUCAUUUCCCAAACCACGUCUGUGAGUGAUGUGGAGCUUCUUGCCAACACAACCAUCUUCGACGGCAGCUUGGAGUUUACGGCCGAUCUGUGUGGCCAUGCCGAUUUCAGCGGCAUUGUGGCGCAGCUUCAAGCCAGCCUCAGCGAUCUCACCGAAAUCCGCGGCUACCUUGUGGUCCACGAUGCGUCCUGUUUCACCGACCUCAGCUUCUUCGGCAGCCUCGGCGUUGUGCGCGGGCGGUACCUGUACAAUGACGAGUAUGCCAUCUCCGUGGACGUGUCGGCCGACAACGGUGCCUCCCCGCCCUUCACGGCCCUAAGCCUCACGUCCCUGCAGACAGUUGAGCGCGGAUCCGUGCGGUUCACGCGCGAUGCGUCCCUCUCCACCACGUGCCUUGGCUUUGGGACCGCCAGCCAGGCUGCCCAGGAAGGCGCAAACUUCACCGCGCUGCUCUCCGGGCCCGUAUCCGCGCCGCAGACAAGCAGCGGGGUGGUCACCAUUGACGUGGGCGACUGGAGUGUCGUCUUUACGGAGGACACGGCGUGUGGCGGGCCCUUUUGUAACGCGGCGUGCGACGCUUGCUGGGACGCUGCUCCAUCCAGCUGCCAAGCAGUGUGCGAUGCUGGUGCCUGUGGUGCCGCUGGGUGCCAUGCGACAGCAGCUACCUGCUGCCCCUCCACGUGUGCGGGCGGUUGCUUCGAUGCCUCUGGCUCAACACAGUGCUACGCGUGCGCUGCAAACCACUUGCGUACCGCCACCGGAGCCUGCGUGCCCACCUGCCCUGCCAGCACAAUGGCGGCUGGCUUUGAGGCUGUCGCCGUUGCCAACUGCACCAGCGACCCCGUGUCCGGUGCUGUCACGUACGAGGACGCGUUCUUCUACUGCACACCAGCAUGUGAUCGCCGCACCGCCCUGUUUGCCGGCGAGUGCCGCGUGCGCUGUCCGAGCGGAUACGCAGCUGUCGACGGCCAGUGCACGCCGGCACCAGACUACACAGUGUGCACGUCUGUGUACGAUUUGACGCACGUGUGUCAGCUGUCGGCGCUUCAGCAGGAAGACUGCGACUAUCUCCCCGGAAGUGUUCACCUGCGUCCAUACGGGAGCAACGUUGAAUCAUCCCUCGCCCUUGCGCCCGAAUCCCUCAUCUCACAGGCAACCACAAAGCUCAGGCGCGUUGGCGGGGAGCUGAGCGUGCACCGCGUGCUGCUGGAGACGGUGUCCAUUUUGGAAAAUGUUCAGCGAUUCGAUGCCAAUGUAUAUGGCACGCUUGACCUGAACGACCAAGGGCUCUGGCUGAGCUCGCUCGCGCCGCCAACGGAUGUCAUCAGCGUGCACACCAACUACUUCCUCGGCACGCUUGGUCUUCGCUGGCUCCGCUCGCUUCCCCAGGACUCAAACGUGCACUUUGUGGACAACUACCUGCUCGUGCUGCACAACACCGUGCGCUGGGCGGACGUGAACGCCACGGCCACUAUUGAGAUUCUCGGUCUGCUUGAUCCGAGUGUCAAUGGCAUUUUCUUCUCCAUCUUCGGACUGCUCAUCUCCUCGUUCCAGAGCGCCGGCAACCUCCACCCAAUCCGCAAAGAAGUGGUGCAGUGUGCGCAGCAUUGCGGCGGCGCGUGCUGGGGACCGGGCGACCGGGACUGUCAGAAGCCCCCUCUCGGCAAGCUGCUCUUCAACGGCACACUGAUUGACGACACAUACGGGUGCCCGAACGGCACGUACGAGGACGAACUGGUCUGCCUGGAGUGCAACGCCCAGUGUGCCACGUGCAGCGGCCCUGAUGAUGACCAGUGCACGUCGUGUGACGGCGGGCUUGUGCUGCAGGACUCGAUGUGUCUGGACGCAUGCAGCGAUGGCUGGUUCCCUGUUUCGAGCGUCUGCGUACAGUGCGAUCCGGAGUGCGCGCGAUGCAAUGCGCUCGGGUGCAUCGAGUGCAACGAUGACUUCUACGUGGUGGAGGGCACAUCUGCGCCCGUGCUCUGUGUUGACACGUGCACCAACGGCACAUACACAAACCCGACCGCCGGCACAUGUGUGCAGUGCCCAGACGACUGCUUCAGCUGCAGCAGCGACAGUUGCGAUUUAUGCAACGAUGGCUUCUACCGGGCAGACGUCGGCGGCGUUGGCACGUGCAUGCCGCUCACCACGUGCAGUGCCGCGCAAUUUGAAAUGGUGCCAGCGACCGCCCUCAGCGACCGAGAGUGCAUGCAGCUGUCCACCUGUGGCAGCAACGAGUACAUUGCCGUUGGCGCCACCCCCACAUCCGACCGCGUGUGCCAGCAGUGCCAGCAGUGCGACCCGGCAACGCAGGUUCGCGUUGGCGGCACGUGCACCGGCACCAUCCCUGGCGAGUGCGUGUUUAUCGACCUGUGCACAGCGAGCACGUGCAAGAACGGCGGGCAGUGUACCAGCAUCAACGGCACGCAGAUUGAGUGCACGUGCACAGCCGACUUUUGCGGCACGGUCUGCUCCUCGCCCGUCAUUGAUGGCAAGUGUCAGCUGGGCGAGUCAUCCUCCUCCGCCAGCAGCGUCGUCGCCGGCGCCGGCGUUGGUGCUGGUCUCCUGCUGCUGAUUGUGCUGCUCGUUGCGCUCUUUAUUCUUCGCAAGGAGGGCCGGCGUGCGCUGGACGUGUACAUACCCUCCAAGGAGCUGCGCGAGCGCACCAAGCCCGAUGAGUGGGAGCUUGACCGCAACCUGCUCACGGUUGGCCGGGUGAUUGGCGAGGGCCACUUUGGCAAGGUGAGCCACGGCCUGCUUGCCCACUCAGACGACAAGGGCACCAUGGGGAACAGCGUUCCUGCAAAGGAGGUGGCGGUGAAGCAGCUCAAGGGCAACGCCAACGGCACGCAGGAGGAGGACGACUUCUUCAAGGAAAUGGAGUUGAUGAAGUCGCUCGGCCGCCACAGGCACGUGCUGAGCCUCGUCGGCGUGUGUUCCAUCGACGACCCGAUCCUGCUUGUGAUUGAGUACGCAGAGCACGGCGACCUGCGUUCAUUCGUGCAGUCGAAGCGCGCGACGGAGCGACGGGGCCCCCUCCUCAACAACACGCACUUUGUCGACUUUGGCGCACAGAUUGCCAGCGGCAUGGCCUUCCUCGAACACAACAGGAUUGUGCAUCGUGACUUGGCUGCGCGCAACAUCCUCGUCUCGUCCGGCACCGUCCUCAAAGUCUCCGAUUUCGGCCUCGCACGAGAGAUUGACUCUGAUGAGGAGUACAUCACGCAAGGAGAGGGCAAGAUGGCCUUCAAGUGGAUGGCACCAGAGUGCCUUCGCCUCGGCGUCUUCACUGCCAAGUCUGAUGUGUGGUCCUUUGGCGUCACGCUCUGGGAAAUUGCAAACUUUGGCGGCAUGCCAUUCCCGCUUGUCGGCAACGACAAGGUGUUGGAGGAGCUUGACCGGGGUCUGCGCUUACAGCAGCCGGAUGAGUGCUCGGAUGCCCUGUACGCCGUCAUGAACGCCUGCUGGCUUGAUGAGGAAAACGCCCGCCCAGCGUUCCAAGAACUGCUUGUGCGCCUGGCCAAGCUGUCACAGCACGACAUCACAUACUACCAGGACCCGAACGCAGGCCAGCGGCCAGACCACAUGCCGGCGGAGGUGUUUGAGCGACUGGUGGCGCAGGGCCGCCUGCGUCCCGUGUCCAACGACUACACCACCGCGGCUGACGGGCGCGGUGCUGGUGGUGGUGAUGAGGAUGAUGAGGAUGAAGAGGAGCGUUUCCCCACGUACGACAACGAGGCUGUGACGAUGACGCCGGAUGAGCUGGACGAGCAAGACCGCCGCAACACGCUGAUGGCGCAGCAGCGGGGCAUGGAGGAGGUUGCUGACGGCGCUGCAUACGACCUGGGCGCCGCAGAUAACGAGGGCGGCACGGCCGAGGACGAGAUGGACCAGGCUGCGUAUGAUCUUGGCGAUGAUGCUGCGAACGGCGGGGCAGGGGAGUCGAUGACCGAGGAAGAGAUGGAUCAGGCAGCGUACGAUAUGGGUGAUGCCGACGAGGACACGGCCGCGGCACCUGCAAUGACGGAGGAAGAGAUGGAUCAGGCAGCGUACGAUAUGGGCAACGAGAGUGAAGAGGGGGGCAGUGACAGCGAGGACGAAGAUGAUGAUGAUGAUGAUGAUGAUGAUGAUGAUGAUGAUGAUGAUGAAGAGGAGGAGGAAGAGCCACACGGGUUUUCAGAGAACCCGCUGGUGAAGUGACGUGAGACAGAGUUGCGCUGACGAGUGUUGUUUGAGUGACGCGGUUUGAGGGACGCGGUUUGAGGGACGCGGUGUGAGUUCCUUAUCGUGUUGAGACGUUGAGCUGAUGCAGUAUUGUGAGUGUGUGUCGUGCAUGAGGGAUAGUAGGGGUGCUCUUCUUUGUGCUUGCUUGUUUGCCUGCUUCUUCCUCUCCUUGCUUGCUUGCUUACAUGCUUGCUUCUUUUUUCAUGCUUCUAUUUCGCUUGUUGCACAUGCCUUUUGUUUCUCUUGUUACAUUACAACGGUUCCCAUUGC
Salpingoeca rosetta is the source of this 4930-nucleotide messenger RNA. RefSeq names its product TK protein kinase. The record is from RefSeq and is a predicted model, not a curated record. NCBI's taxonomy places the organism in Eukaryota, Choanoflagellata, Craspedida, Salpingoecidae. Gene Ontology annotation, biological process: multicellular organism development; cell surface receptor protein tyrosine kinase signaling pathway; protein phosphorylation. Gene Ontology annotation, cellular component: signaling receptor complex. Gene Ontology annotation, molecular function: ATP binding; transmembrane receptor protein tyrosine kinase activity. The transcript is spliced from 16 exons. The coding region runs from base 308 to 4636 and encodes 1442 amino acids.